Fusarium poae is the source of this 1188-nucleotide messenger RNA. RefSeq lists its product as uncharacterized. Lineage: Eukaryota; Fungi; Ascomycota; Sordariomycetes; Hypocreales; Nectriaceae. Gene Ontology annotation, molecular function: 6-phosphogluconolactonase activity; protein binding. The transcript has a single exon. The coding region runs from base 1 to 1188 and encodes 395 amino acids. The record is from RefSeq and is a predicted model, not a curated record.
AUGAAGUUCACUUCUACUGGCCUCAUGGCCUCCCUCGCUGCUUCGGCUUCGGCUUCAGCCCUUCCCCAAUUCGCUCGCAGCUCAUACCCUGCCCCUUCGGCAUCUGCCUCUUCUUCUCCUGCCCGCAUCCUCCUUGGAAACUCUGGUCACAUCUACGUUGCCGACUUUACCCCCAAGACGGGCAAGUUCGAGAUCAGCAUUAACGAAGAGAUUGAGGGUGGAAACUCGUGGAUGGCCUUUGCCGAGCCCAACUUGCUCUAUGCCGUCGAUGAGAACUCGAAUGAGCUGCGUCUCUUUAACCUGAACCUCAAGACCAACCAACUCAAUCUUACGACUAAGAAGACUGGCAGCACUGGUGUUGUCCACCUCGAGUUCAACUCUGAUAAAAGUCGCAUGGUUGGUGCUGCUUACGGAAACGGUACCAUUGAUGUUUGGAACACAAAGGAUGGUGGCCUGGAGCUCAUAAAGACCAUCAAGUCUCCUGGCAAGCUCGGCCCCAACAAGGAGCGUCAGGAUACUCCUCAUCCUCAUCAGGCCAACCUCGAUCCUUCAGGCCGUUACUUCGCUGUCAACGAUCUUGGCACCGACUCUGUCGUCCUUAUCGACUCCAAGAACGACGCUUUCACAGCAAAGAACAUCCCCAUCGAGGCUGGCUGUGGUCCUCGUCACGGCGUCUUCUACCCUCGCGGCCAGGACAAGGCCACACAUUACAUCAUCGCCUGUGAACUGAGCAACCAGGCUCUCGUCUACUCAGUCACCUACAAGGCCAACACCCUCGCUCUCAAGCACUACCAGUCCAUUUCCACCUACGGCAAGGAUGCUCCCGCCAAGGAUAUUAAGAAGGCUGCUGUUGGUGAGAUCAUCCUUAGUCCCAGCAACAAGGAUGUCUACAUCUCCAACCGUCUCUCCGGACAAAAGACUGACUCUAUUGCUCGUUUCACCAUUGCCGAGUGCGGAACUCUGACUUAUGCUGAGACUGUUUCUUCUGGUGGUCUCCUGCCCCGUAUGAUGAGCUUCAGCUUGACUGCUAAGCACAUCUUUGUCGGUAACCAGGAUGGUACCAAUGGCCUUGUCGCUCUGAAGCGUGGCUCUGAUGGCAAGCUUGUUGAGAAGCCCGUCGGCAGCCUUCCUGGCUCUGUGUUUGGCGAAGCUCUAUUCGGACCCCAGUACGUUCAGCAGAUCGCCUAA